GGUUCAGGGGUCCUAGCAGCGCGGAUCAGACGGACAGCCGCUUGUGUUCGCAGCAAAUUAAUAAACAUAAUCGUCAAUUUCUCCCCUUCAGUCAAGUGUCACCCGAUCUGAACAUGUCUGGACGUGAAGGAGGCAAAAAGAAGCCGCUGAAGGCGGCGAAGAAACAGGCCAAGGAAAUGGAUGAUGAGGAAAUUGCUUUCAAGCAGAAGCAAAAGGAUGAGCAGAAGGCCUUGGAGUUGCUGAAGGCCAAAGCUUCGGGGAAAGGACCUAUGUGUGGCGCUGGAAUCAAGAAAUCGGGAAAGAAGUAAAAAAAAACUGAAUGUGACGACGACGUUUGUCUGCUCCCCGGCCUCGUGUUCAUGCGUCUGUGACGUUCCUGCGCUCGCUGCGAGUUCGCUCUGCUCAACGUGAACCUUGUCAAAGUUAAAAAAACCUGCCCGGUGUUUUAGCUCCUCCAGCAGUGAAAAUGUACAGAAUAACAAGAGUCGGGGACGGGAUUAUCUGUUGGCCUACACACACACACAUCAUACCCCGCAAACGGCGUGAAAUUCGAGGGUCCAUGCAGUGAUAAUUUGAUGUUGACAACGCUUCACUUCAGUCACACACACUGAACAAAACCUGCAAAUGCAAUUUGGAAAUGGAAAUUCAAAAAAAUAUCUCCACUAUCUUGUUUUUUGUGUCCCUGUUAAACUUUAUCAGAGACACAACCUGCCCCGUGUUCUUUUUUUCUGAUUAUUGUUUUAUUGUAAACAGGGAGAUACAAAUAAAAAUUUUUUUUUGUAA
Messenger RNA from Scophthalmus maximus (turbot), 783 nucleotides. RefSeq names its product translation machinery associated 7 homolog (gene tma7). NCBI's taxonomy places the organism in Eukaryota, Metazoa, Chordata, Actinopteri, Pleuronectiformes, Scophthalmidae. The record is from RefSeq and is a predicted model, not a curated record. Bases 114 to 308 code for a protein of 64 amino acids. The transcript has 4 exons.